AUGGCAAAGACAUUGACUUCAGGAGACAACUGGAAACAGUUAGUGGCUGAGAAGGAACAAGAAUGGUACAAAGCAUAUCAAUUGAGAGUGCAAGCUUUAGAAAAAUCAUGUGAUGAAAAAACAACCAAACUGGAAUCCCUUGAGAAAAAAUAUUCAAAACUGAAAGAGUUUUUUGAAUACAACAUCCAAUUGAUUUCUCAAAGAGACAAGGAACUUGAUCGCCUUGAAAUUAUGGUUAAAGAUUUGAGUGCAAAGUUGAAUGUUGCCAACGUGGAGCUGAGUGAGGGAAAAAUAAGAGAAGAUGAAUGUCGCAGACAAUUGGCUGAAUUUGACAAAUCACAAGCAGAAUUACGAAUGCAUUUUCAGCAGCGCUUACGAGAAAAGCAAGCAGAAAUAGAUAACUACAGAAUAGGCAAAGAAUCCAAAUUGGAUCAAGAACGCAAAGAAUAUGAAGACCUUAAGAGAAAAUUAGGCCAGAAAAUAUUGAAAGCAGAAGAAUCUUUUGAACUGCAGAAAAGGGAACUGUCUAUUAGUUUUGAUGAUGCUUUAAAGAAGAGAGAACACGAAUUUCGUCUCAAAAUGGAUGAAAUGAAUAAUGCUCUGAAAGCAGAACAAAUAAAGGUUAAAAUUUCAGCCAAAGAAUUGGAAUUGCUGAAAGCCAAUCAACAGGAAGCAGAAAAUUCCUUAAAUAUAAUUGAAAGUAACCAGCAAGAGUUGGAAAAGACAUUAAAGCAGAAAGAAUGGGAGAUAAAAGAUUUGAAUGCCAGCCAUCAAGUCAGGCAGGCUGAGCUGGAAGCCCAUGUUUCUGCUGUUAGCCGUAAUAAAGACAAGAUACAGGAAGACUUUCAGAAAAAGUUCAACGAAAUGGAUGGCAAUUUGCGACAAAAGGUCUGUGAUAUUGAAAAAUUGCGUUCAGCUUUAGUUGAACAAGAAAAGGCUCACAUUUUAGCCAUCAGUGAUCUUCAGUCUGAAAAUGAAAUGGUUGCAUGUGAAUUGGCAAAUCUAAAAACAACACUGACAGAAAAGGAACAUGAAAAGAAUGCUGAGAUGAAAAGGUUGGAAAAAGAAUUAGAAAAUGUCCACAAUGAAAUGGAAUCUCAGAAAAAGAAGGCAUCGCAGUCUUAUGUUAGGCGAGAAAUUGAAGUGCAAGAAAUAAAGGAAGACAAAGUGAAAAUGAAUGUUUACAUUCAGGAAUUGAAAGACACAAUUGAAAGGUACCAGAAAGACCUGAAUGCUGCUAUUGAACGAGAGGCCCUUUUGGAACAGUCUAAAUCUCAGCUCAAUAUUGACUGGCAAAAGCGAUAUGAGUCUGCCGAGAGAGAAGGUUUCCAGAAAUCUGAGUCUUUAGUUCAAAAAUUAACUAAAGCUAGAGAUGAGGCCUUAGCAACUGUGAAAGAGCAAAAACGUAUAUUGGAUCACCGAGGUAAGAGUCUUCGAAUCAUGGAACUUGAAAAAAACAAAGCUUAUGAAAUUUUGUCUUCAUAUAACAUUGAGAUUCCAGAACAAGACAAGCUGUCAUCUGGUAAUUUGGAAGUAAAUUCUGAUUUGACAGAGGAACUAUUUUCAUUACGGGAGCAGAACACCAACUUACGUUCAGUGAUAAAAGAAAUGCGGCAACAAAUGUCGGAAAUUGAGAAAACACAGCAAGUUUCACCUAAAAGAAAUGCUGAGACACAUAACACUGUAAAAAAGACGCUCAGUGUUUCAGAAGAAUAUGUGCAUUCUUUGGAGAAUGCUUUAAAGGAUUUGAAGAAAGAAAACAGGACGCUCAAACUAAACCUGCCUAAUCCAGACAAAGAAGUGUCACCUGAGAUCAAAAUGCCUGGAGAUUUGAACCUGGAUCAAAUUGCAAAUGUCUCAGACAACACAGUCAUUCGAACACAUAUUCAAUCACUUAAUCAAGCUUUAGGUGAUUUAAAGAAAGAGAAAACAGAAUUAUUGGCACAUGCCAGGAAGCAGCAAGUUCGGAUUACUUUCUUGGAAGAACGUUUAAAAACUUCUACAGAACAGCCUCAAAAGAAGCAAAUUGCUUUAGACCAACUGAAGUAUGAGUUGAAUGUGAACAUGCAAAGAUCUCAGGCCGAGAUAAACAGCCUGAAGAAACAGAUUGCAGAACUUGAGUUACAAUUAACAGAAGCCAGAGGUGCAGCAGAUGAAUAUCAUCGGGCUAACCUAGAAAACAAUAUUGAAAUAACAACUUUAAGAAAUGAGGUGUCUUCAUUAAAAGUAGAAUUGUCAGAAAAAAGACCAACAUUAAAUUUUGGUGCUCAGGAACUUACCAUUCAGCAACUUCAAGAAGAAAUUCUUAACCUUAGGCAGCGUGCUGCAAAGCUCACACAGAAUGACCAAGAGCCAACCUACCAAAGAUCUGUCUCAAGUGAUAAUGAUUCUCAUGCUUUAGUAGCCAAACUACAGGCUAAAUUGUCUGAUUCAGUCAAACAUAUUGCUACAAUUUCUCAGGACAGACAGCGUUUGAUUGAUCACAGUAACCGUUUGCAAUCCGAGCUCAACAAAAUCAAAAUGAACUAUGGUUUAUUUAAUAACAAUCAAAUUCCUGCCAACAAUGGACUCUCAUCUUUGCAGUCACCUGACUCUGGUGAUGUAGAAAUAGCAAAUGGACGAUUACCUGAGCUGGAAGAUUUGCAUUAUAAACUGACAAAACAGGAGUUGCAAUAUGCACAAAAGUAUCAAGCAUUCCCUUCCAAACCUUCACAAAUAAAUGACUUGCCAGUUAGGGAUGAGCCAGUCUUAUAUUCUGAUACAUUAAAAGUGAUGGCUGAUAAUCAAAUACAGCAGCCACGCUCAUGUCUAUUGAGAUCUUCAUCAGAAGGUGGACAGUCUCUUUUUGAUGUAUGGAAGUUAUUAGAAGAAACAUCAACUAUCAGUUCUGUGCCUCCAAUACAAGCUACAGAAAUUCUGGCUGCUGAUGAGGAAGUUAAACAGGCAGAGAAAAGUAAAACAUCUUUUGGUUCAAAUCCUUUUCGUUCUUUCUUCUUUUUCUUUUUCUUUGAUGAGGAUGACCACGAAAUAGAAAGUUCGUCAUUGUCAUCUUCUUCAUGCUUUCUUUUCUUCGACUUGUUUCGUUGUUGUCCAUGA
Acanthosepion pharaonis is the source of this 3096-nucleotide messenger RNA. NCBI's taxonomy places the organism in Eukaryota, Metazoa, Mollusca, Cephalopoda, Sepiida, Sepiidae. The record is from the annotation of a GenBank genome assembly.